Morus notabilis is the source of this 2474-nucleotide messenger RNA. RefSeq names its product beta-glucosidase-like SFR2, chloroplastic. Gene Ontology annotation, biological process: carbohydrate metabolic process. Gene Ontology annotation, molecular function: beta-glucosidase activity. Lineage: Eukaryota; Viridiplantae; Streptophyta; Magnoliopsida; Rosales; Moraceae. The transcript is spliced from 10 exons. Bases 92 to 2041 code for a protein of 649 amino acids. The record is from RefSeq and is a predicted model, not a curated record.
UCUUUCGUCAGCUCCUUUCUAGUCUAACCAAUCCUUCCAUGGCUUUUUCCUUUCUUUUUUCAUUUAUGGUUAUAAUUUUCUCAACUCAGAAAUGGCGCUAAUUGCUCUGUUCGUGUCGGCGACGAAGCUCGCCGGAAUCCUAGUCACUGUCACCGUCGCCACCAACGCCUUCUCUUUCUCCCGCUAUCGCCGGAAAAAUCUCCGCCGCUUCCGCUCUCCUAUCGAUGAGUCCUCCGACACUCUAGCCGACUUCAAUCUCAACGAUGGCGAGAAUGAGUUUUUCUUCGGGCUGGCGACAGCGCCAGCACAUGUUGAGGACAGGUUAAAUGACGCUUGGCUCGAGUUCGCGGAAGAAAAUCCUCACAAGGAAACUGAGAUACAGGAGGACCACCCGAAGCUAGUGGAUGCCUUGGCGGGUCCAGCUAGUGGUGAUGGUGGGUCUCAACAUGCUUCAUCUUCUCGUGAUAAAGCUAACAAAACAGUUAAGAAGAAGAAGCCUCUUAAGAUAGCUAUGGAAGCAAUGAUUAGAGGGUUCGAGAAGUACUUAGAAGGAGGAGGAGAAGAAGAAGGAUCUGUUCCAAAUCAAGAAGGUCAUCAUAACGUAGCAGCAUGGCACAAUGUCCCACACCCAGAGGAGAGGCUAAGGUUUUGGUCUGAUCCAGAUACAGAACUGAAAUUGGCAAAGGAUACUGGUGUCAGCGUAUUUAGAAUGGGAAUAGAUUGGUCGCGAAUUAUGCCAGUGGAGCCAUUGAACAAUCUUAAAGAAACGGUUAAUUAUGCAGCUUUGGAGCGUUAUAAGUGGAUAAUCAACAGAGUUCAUUCAUAUGGAAUGAAGGUUAUGCUGACUCUUUUUCAUCACUCAUUGCCAUCAUGGGCUGGGGAAUAUGGUGGGUGGAAGCUGGAAAAAACAGUAGAUUAUUUCAUGGAUUUUACCAGGCUUGUUGUCGACAAUGUAUCGGAUUUAGUAGACUACUGGGUGACAUUUAAUGAACCUCAUGUCUUCAGCAUGCUUACUUAUAGUGCGGGUGCUUGGCCCGGUGGUCAUCCUGAUAUGCUGGAGGCUGCGACUUCCGCUUUGCCAACGGGUGUUUUCCAGCAAGCCAUGCAUUGGAUGGCUAUUGCACACUCUAAAGCCUAUGACUAUAUCCAUGAACGGAGCAUCUCGCCAAAUCCGAUAGUUGGAGUAUCUCACCAUGUCUCGUUCAUGCGGCCAUAUGGUCUCUUUGAUACUGCUUCUGUUACGAUCGCCAAUUCCUUGACUCUAUUUCCUUAUGUGGAUAGCAUUUCUGACAAGCUUGAUUUUAUAGGCAUAAACUACUAUGGACAGGAAGUGGUGUGUGGUCCUGGAUUGAAGCUAGUAGAAACAGACGAGUAUAGCGAAUCUGGACGUGGCGUGUAUCCUGAUGGCUUGUACCGCAUGCUGCUUCAGUUCCAUGAAAGAUACAAACAUUUGAAUGUACCCUUCAUCAUUACUGAAAAUGGGGUAGCUGAUGAGACAGAUUUAGUUCGUCAGCCGUAUUUGUUAGAGCAUCUAUUAGCUGUUUAUGCAGCCAUGAUCAUGGGUGUCCCAGUGCUAGGCUACCUGUUUUGGACUAUUUCCGAUAACUGGGAGUGGGCCGAUGGAUAUGGUCCCAAGUUUGGACUUGUAGCUGUUGAUCGCGCCAAUGGCCUUGCGAGGAAACCACGCCCUUCUUACCAACUAUUUACUAAGGUGGUGACGACGCAUAAAGUUACACGUGAAGACAGGGCACUCGCAUGGAACAAACUCCGCAGAGCUGCAAAAGAGAGAAAAACGCGACCUUUUUACCGUGCAGUUAACAAACAAGGUCUGAUGUACGCAGGGGGCCUUGAUGAACCUAUACAACGACCUUAUAUCGACCGUGAUUGGCGAUUUGGACACUACGAGAUGGAAGGUCUUCAGGACCCGGUAAGUCGCUUAUCGAGACUUAUUCUUCGACCUUUCUCCCUCGCAUGGAAGCAGAAGCAAAGAAAAGAUGAGGACGUUCCAUUGGUUCUUCAACCUCUUGAGCUUAGUGUCUGAUUAGCACUUCCUCUUUCACUUUCUAAAACUAAGGGCCCAGCAUUUAUAAGCACACGAUACAUCAAAGCCUGGAGGGAAAAUCUUGCAUUUAAAAAGAAAAGUAUACUUUUUUUUAUUUUUAUUUUCUCUUCAAGUGUAAUGUUAGUUCUCUCUUUGGUAUUUAAAACAGUUUUCAAUUUAGAUGGACGAACAGUUUCCAAAACAGGAAUGGCGUCGUCUUGAACUUCGAGUGCAAUUUCCUUGAGAGAGUUUUCCAAUCAGCCAUGAUCUCUAUCAAAUUUGCAAGUGUCACUCAGCAAAUCGUUGGAGAGAAUUGGACGAAGAAGAGACUAUAUAUAUAGCGAAGAGACCUAUAUAUAUAGCCUCAAAGUCGGUAGAAAAGGAAACGUACUUAAAAGAAACAAAAAAAAAAAAAAUAAUAAUAAUAAUAUCA